Molecule: messenger RNA, 1339 nt
Organism: Sarcophilus harrisii (Tasmanian devil)
Lineage: Eukaryota; Metazoa; Chordata; Mammalia; Dasyuromorphia; Dasyuridae
Gene: ANG
Product: angiogenin
Exons: 2
Coding region: 115-567 (150 amino acids)
Biological process (GO): angiogenesis; defense response to Gram-positive bacterium; innate immune response
Molecular function (GO): nucleic acid binding; RNA nuclease activity
Source: RefSeq, a predicted model, not a curated record
UUGAAAACUAUAUAAUCAGAAUCAAAGGAGGGAGGAAGUGCUAGGAGCUCUCUACCAGGGAAGAAACAACUGGAACUUCUCUCUACCCUUGACAAGAACGUCUGGUUGGGAGAGAUGGUGAUAUUUCUGAAGGGCAUGGGCCCUCUUUUGCUGCUCUUCAUCCUCGGGCUCUGGCUGGUUUCACCUUCUUUGACACAAGGAAAUGACAGGGAGAGACACUUCUUGACUCAGCACUAUGACUCCAAACCAAAGGGUCGGGAUGACAAGUACUGUGAAAAGAUCAUGAGAAGGAGAGGUUUGACCCAGCCUUGCAAGGAAUUGAAUACUUUCAUUCAUGGUGAUUACCGCAGAAUCAAGGCUGUCUGUGGAGAUGAAGCUGGGAAACCCUACAAAGAGGGGAGGUUUAGGAUAAGCAACUCACCAUUUCAGAUCACCAGCUGUAAACAUCAAGGAGGGUCUGCAAGAUCUCCCUGCAAAUAUAGGGCCACUCCUGGCUUUAAAUAUAUUGUCAUUGCAUGUGAACAUGGUUUACCUGUACACCUUGACCACACUAUUAUUGCAAAUUAAUUUACAUAAGGGAGUUUGGCAACCUAAGACAUGGGUACACCAAGUCUUAGAUUUAGAUUAAUACCAGUGCUGUAUUAUGUUCACAUACCUGUUGCCAGCUUCCCAACUCUUUUCUAGUUGACAGUUGUAUUUUUUAUAUACUUUUAUAUUUUUUGCGUACCUCCAGCAUCCUAAAUUUGGGAUGUUGGUAAGUUUCUUUGGCAGAAUUGCCAACCUUUGUUGAUUUUUAUUACUGCAAGCAAUUGGAACUACAUAUUUGUUCCUUAAUGUUAUGUCCUUACAUUCAGGAAUGUUUAUAAUAUUCAUUGUGAGUCUCUUAAAAGCUGAAUUGUUCAGUUCCUUCGAUUUUCAGCCUUUGGGCAUUUUGAACAAAUAAAAUAACUCUGAAAUCAGUAAAAAUUAGUCUUCUUACUGGCUCAUUGAAUAUUAAACUUGUUUUUCAUUUUUCUCACACACCAGUUUCCUUAGAGGGAAACUAAUGGUAUGGAAAUCCCUUUCUUUCCUCUGUAUUCUCUUACGAGUAUUUGCUAGAAAUUGUUGAUGUGUGAACCUUGUAAUUGUCUCUAAAGUUAGUGUUGAUUGCAUAUCCUUCUCAAAGCAGUUUGAAAAAUUCUCUUAGUUCUAGACCACUAAGUAAAGAAUUUAGGUGAGUUGGGACAUUACUCAUCCCAUAACCUUGGAAAAUGCAAGAAUAAUAGGUUACUUUUCCCCAUGAGAAAUUGCCCGAAAUCUCAAUGAUAAUCCUGCCCUAUUGGCAGACCUCAAAUUGAUU